Octopus sinensis (East Asian common octopus) is the source of this 603-nucleotide messenger RNA. Its product is annotated as organic cation transporter protein-like. NCBI's taxonomy places the organism in Eukaryota, Metazoa, Mollusca, Cephalopoda, Octopoda, Octopodidae. The coding region runs from base 59 to 547 and encodes 162 amino acids. The transcript has 5 exons. The record is from RefSeq and is a predicted model, not a curated record. Gene Ontology annotation, molecular function: transmembrane transporter activity.
CUUUACUCUGUGCAUCCUUCUGUUAAAUCGUGUUGGAAGAAAAAAAUUGCAUACUAGCAUGAUGGUUUUGACUGGAGUCACUUGUAUCGCUGGAAUAUUUCCCGUCCUCUAUGGCACUAAAGCCCAUCGAUGGAUGUUAACUGCCAGUUCGAUAUUAGGCCGUUUGUUUAUCACUUCAGCUUUUGGAAUCGUGUAUUUAUACACUUUGGAAUUAUAUCCAACUUGUAUAAGAAACGGUGCAUUGGGGGCUUUGUCAACCUUUGCACGUUUUGGUGGGGCUUUAGCACCUUACAUUCUCAACUUUUCAGAUUUGGUUUCUGGCAAGGUUGGUCGAAUACUGCCGAUGGUUCUUAUGGGAGCACUUUCCAUAAUCGCGGGGCUAUUGUCACUCUUGCUACCCGAAACAAACAACAGGAAAAUGAUGGACAACUUCAAUGAUGUGACCAAAUCUGGAAAACUGGAGUUCGCUACUAAAAAGGAUGCAAUUCUAAAGGAAGAAACUCACCCAAUGAAACCGAGACAAUCUGCAGAGGAUAUAAAAUCUUAAUUUACGUAUGUAUGUAUGUAUGUAUGUAUGUAUGUAUGUAUGUAUACACACACACA